GCCGUUUCGUUUCUUCCGCAAACCAAUACUUAAUGGUGUAAGGCGAAAGUAUACCUCUCCUACAUGGAAGUCCAAUGCAGAUACUCCCAAAAUGCCGGAAUACACGAUACCCGAAAUCCCUAUCUUUCUCACUUUCGCCUCCUUUCUUUUCUUCAUCAACAUCGCCGAAUGGCUCGCCAAAUAUCUCAUCGAGGCUGGGCUGCUGGGAUCCAUCGUCGUAGGGAUAAUCUAUGGACCAGAGGCCGCCAAUAUUCUGCCGAUGGAUGCCCAAACUACCUUCCAGGUCAUUGGAUACAUCGGGCUCCUGCUUAUAGUCUUCGAGGCGGGGCUUUCCACCGACAUGUCUUUGCUCUAUAAGAAUAUCUGGCUAUCCCUCCUUGUGGCACUGACGGGCGUGGGCCUCCCCAUCUGCUUCUCGAUUCUCCUACUCAGUGUUGGAUUCAAGUACACGGCCCUGCAAGGUUUCGCUGCGGGUGCAUCAUUAUGUUCCACUUCCCUUGGCACAACGUUGGCUUUACUAAGUCCGGAGAUAACGAAGAUGAGGAUUGGUCAGUUGUUGUUGAGCGCCGCUCUCAUCGAUGACAUUGUGGGCCUAGUCAUUGCCGCCACUAUCUCCGAGAUUUCUUCGGUCGACGAGGUGUCCGUGUCCAUCAAGUGGCAGACCAUCGUCCGGCCUAUCGUGGUUUCGGUGGCAUUUGGGCUGUUCACUUUUGUCAUUUGGGUCCUACGCAUUUUGAUGUUCCGUCUAUGGGGUGACAGAUUACGCACCCCGCGUGCUCAGCUGUUCGUGGUGGUUUUCGUGCUUGCAGGUUACGUGGCUGGUGCAAAUUACUCGGGAACAAGUGAGCUGUUCGGAGCAUACCUUGCUGGCACGCUGCUCAUUCAUGUUUUCGCGCUAUCAUCGUGCGAGAAUUUCGAGGAUAAGAUAGAAGACCAUCAGAUUGUCACACCUAUCGAUGCGUUUACGAUCUACAUCAUACCCAUUCUGCAGGUGUUGCCAUCGCCCUUGUUCUUUGCGUCCAUUGGGGCGGCUCUCCCCAUCAGGUCACUGGGGUCAGUCCAUGGUUCUCAUCGGGUUAUACGGCGAGGCAUAAUAUAUUCUCUUCUUAUGGGCGUCGCGAAAGCUGCCGUAGGCGUCUGGAUGUUCGUCUGGCCCGACCGAGAAGGUGGUCCGCAUACAUUGACGAUCAUACAGUCUGCUACCUUGCUAGGCAUGGCAAUGGUGGCUCGAGGCGAGAUCGCCCUCGUCGUCGCCGAGAUUGCUCGACCGAUCCUAGGUGAUGAUGAGCCGUUUGCCGUCGUUGUGUGGGCUAUACUGCUCAACACUGUUGGAGGUGCCGUUGGCGUCGGACUGAUCUUA
Guyanagaster necrorhizus is the source of this 1360-nucleotide messenger RNA. RefSeq lists its product as uncharacterized. Gene Ontology annotation, biological process: proton transmembrane transport. The record is from RefSeq and is a predicted model, not a curated record. Gene Ontology annotation, cellular component: membrane. The transcript has 2 exons. The annotation marks the transcript as partial. Lineage: Eukaryota; Fungi; Basidiomycota; Agaricomycetes; Agaricales; Physalacriaceae. Gene Ontology annotation, molecular function: antiporter activity.